AUGGACCUCAAGUCAAGGGCUGGAGGAGAGCGGUGCCCACCAUGUGUGGAUGACUUCCUCUAUAUCUGUGAUGAUGCCUACAAGCGGGAGGAGCUGAUUGCCAUGGAGAUGAGCAUCCUCAGCACCCUCAAGUUCGACAUCAACAUCCCCAUCCCCUACCGCUUCCUGCGGCGCUUUGCCAAGUGUGCCCGUGCCAGCAUGGAGACGCUGACGCUGGCCCGGUUCCUCUGCGAGAUGACCCUGCAGGAGUACGACUACGCCCGCGAGAGCCCCUCCAAGCUGGCUGCCAGCUGCCUGCUGCUGGCACUCACCAUGAAGAACCUUGGGGGCUGGACCCCCACACUGCAGUACUACAGUGGGUACAAUGCCCAGGAGCUGCACCCCCUGGUGAAGAGGCUGAAUUUCCUGCUCACGUACCAGCCCUGCGACAAGCUGAACGCUGUGCGCAGCAAGUACUCGCACAGGGUCUUCUUUGAGGUUGCCAAAGUCACCCCCAUGGACAUGCUCAAGCUCGAGGAGACACUCACUAGCUCCUAGCCCUACUCUGUGAAUAAGCCUGUAAAUAAUGGGGUACCCUCAAGCAGGGUGGUACCGUGUACAUAAGUAAUUUUAACUGAGGAAAAGGUGGGGAGGGGAUGAAAAA
This is a messenger RNA of Ficedula albicollis (Collared flycatcher), 643 nucleotides long. RefSeq names its product cyclin B3 (gene CCNB3). Gene Ontology annotation, biological process: mitotic cell cycle phase transition; regulation of cyclin-dependent protein serine/threonine kinase activity. The transcript has 5 exons. Gene Ontology annotation, cellular component: centrosome; cyclin-dependent protein kinase holoenzyme complex; cytoplasm. Lineage: Eukaryota; Metazoa; Chordata; Aves; Passeriformes; Muscicapidae. The record is from RefSeq and is a predicted model, not a curated record. Gene Ontology annotation, molecular function: cyclin-dependent protein serine/threonine kinase regulator activity. Bases 1 to 537 code for a protein of 178 amino acids.